Macrobrachium nipponense is the source of this 1386-nucleotide messenger RNA. RefSeq lists its product as uncharacterized. The record is from RefSeq and is a predicted model, not a curated record. Bases 1 to 825 code for a protein of 274 amino acids. The transcript has 6 exons. NCBI's taxonomy places the organism in Eukaryota, Metazoa, Arthropoda, Malacostraca, Decapoda, Palaemonidae.
AUGUACAGUCACGCGAUCAUCGUCUCCUUCCUAAUAGCAACCGGUCUUGCCCAGGACAAGUUCUUUAAGAAGUAUGCAUUCACAAAAGCCAUGACAAACUGCUUUGGAGAUGAUCUCUACUACGCAGACCUGAAGCGACUGGCAGACGCGGAGAAAUUAUGCCAACAGCAACGCAUUUUCAUCAAAGGAAUGCCGCACCAUAUUGACGUACCAAUUUAUGCUCACCAGCAACCAGGAUACUACGCGGAUGUUGGAGGACAAACCGUCUACGUUCCUGUACAAUCCUACAGCCCAAACUUUAUCGCGACUGGACAACAUGAUGUUGGUGGAUCACACAGACACGGACGUCAUACUCAACAGCAACACCAACGACACUUAGACCGCUUUACACUCCAAGACUCCGUUCUCAAGGUCCAAGCUGCGCUCAGUAACUUCACUUGCACUCUCAGGAAGUUGAAAUACAUUGAUGAUAACCUCAACCUAAGAACAGAUACCAUCUUUAACGAUUAUUACAAGAUCCCAAUUGAUAACAACCUGAGAGAUGACCUCAUCGAGGGUAUCGAUUACUGCAACCAACUUGUGAGCUGUCUCCCACUCCAGAAGCUGAAAUCUCCUUUGCCCUUACCCUUGAUCCGCCUGGUCAGGUUCACCCAGUGCGAGAGAAAGACAAGACUAGGAGCCUGCUUCAAACAUGACCUCAGGAAAAACAUCAAUCAAUUUGACCUUUCGGGUCUUCAGGGAAUUGGAGGUCGCUCGAAUACAGUAGACCACCUGAUGACCAUCCUGGUUGGCGCAGAGUCUCUGGAUGAGCUGGAGCUUUACUGAAAAGCUCGUCACUCUCACCAGUCAAUUUUAGCGACAAUAAAGGGAUCUGAGAACUUCUGAAACCUCUAAGUAAACGGCACAAAGGAAAACUGAACCUCCAUCGAAUCAGAUCUACUGCAGAUGUAUAAAUUAAAUUCAUUACUGCUAUGGAGGGGUAACUCAUGAGGGAAAACAAAGCUCUGCGGAGUUGUCAAAUCAACCAUUUCCUAUAAGUAAAAUUAAAUGGCUGUAAACGUCUUGCAAGUUAAGUAUACUCAUCUUAGUUUAAACCAGACCACUGAGCUGAUUAACAGCUCUACUAGGGCUGGCCCGAAGGAUUAGAUAUUUUUACUUGGCUAGAAACCAAUUGGUUACUUAGCAACGGGACCUACAGCUUGUUGUGGGAUCCGAACCACACUAUAUCGAGAAAUAAAUUUCAAUCACCAGAAAUGAAUUCCUUUGAUUCCACGAUGGUAGAGUGGGGCGCCAACUUUUGAUACCCAACUACAUUACAUCCCCAAAUAGGGAUAAAGCUGGGAAGAAGACGACUCACUCUACAGUACAUCAAUCUCGGUUCAUACU